Purpureocillium takamizusanense is the source of this 7041-nucleotide messenger RNA. It is a transcript of the gene RIM15, whose product is annotated as Non-specific serine/threonine protein kinase. NCBI's taxonomy places the organism in Eukaryota, Fungi, Ascomycota, Sordariomycetes, Hypocreales, Ophiocordycipitaceae. Gene Ontology annotation, cellular component: cytoplasm; nucleus. The record is from RefSeq and is a predicted model, not a curated record. Gene Ontology annotation, biological process: phosphorelay signal transduction system; peptidyl-serine phosphorylation. Bases 802 to 6615 code for a protein of 1937 amino acids. Gene Ontology annotation, molecular function: protein serine/threonine kinase activity; ATP binding. The transcript is spliced from 2 exons.
CGCGUUCCGCCUAACAGCCCAUCCACUACCACCACCACCACACCAGGAGCGGCUCGCUGGCCAGGUUCCUGCUGACAGCGAUUGAUUGAUCCGACCAGUCGCCCGCUACCACCACCAGCAGUAGCAGCAGCAGCAGCACGUCCGCUACCACCACUACCACUACCACCACCACCACCACCACCACCGCCCAUCCCUCGACGCCGUCGUCCCGCCCUUGUUCCUCAACCCCGUCCUCCUCUUCUCUCUCAGCCCUCACAAAGUAUCCGAACCGACGUCGACUGCCACGCCUCCGUCAUACCGCCCGUCAAUCCGUGUCCAUCGCCGUCGCGGCCAACUUUUCAGAGUGGCUGGUCACUCGCCGCUCCUCGGUGCGGUUGGUCCCUGCCCCAGCUGUUGGCGUCUCGACUCCCCCCGACAGAACCGACGGAACCGACGGCUCGACCACCGACGACGACCACGCCGGCAGCUCCUCCGUGCUGCUCUGCUCAGCCAGGCGGACGCCCGCCGGCCUUCGUUGCAUCCGCGAGAGAGCGCGAUCCACGCCGCCGCCGCGUCCCCAGUCAUGUAUCCGACUCGCCGGGCCUUGUAGUUCUGGCUCUGUUGCCAGACGACCCUCGAUUCGAGUCUCCCCGACACACACGACUGUACAUUGACGCGUCCCAACGUCCCUCCGAGGACCCCUACCGCUGUCCGGAGGCACCUCGCCUUUGGGCGGCGCGCUCCGCAACCGCAACCGCUACCCGCCAGCCAGCCCCGUCGUGGUGUUGACGCCGUGGCCGCCGGUGCCGCACCGUGAACGCAAUGGACCAACAACCGUCGCCGUCCCUGGCACCGCCCGCCGUGUCAUCGCUCCGGGCACAGCAGGCCACCCCGAUGGAGCGCACCAUAAGCCAGGACAUCCGCGAGGAGCGUGAGGAGCUCCGAGAGGCUGCCGAGCAGACCCUCAACGCCAUUGUCGAUCUAAACCUCGACGGCACCAUCAAAUGGGUCAGUCCGUCGUGGACCGACGUUGUUGGCACGCCAUUUGACACAGUCAACGACAUCCCCUUCUCCGAUCUGAUUGUCAGCGAGAACAAGACUGCUUUUUCGGAUGUCGUGGACUCAAUGAAGCGAGAUGACUCCAAGAGUUACCGAAUUAGCUUUGCCAUCCAACUGGGGCCCCUGUCCAAACUUCAAUCGCCCGAUGCCACCAACAAACCCGAGCAAGGGCCCGAGCCCAAGCAGCAGACCGCAGACCUCGAAGCCCAGGGCAUCAUGGUUUAUGACAGCGUGUCUGGCGGCGAGAGUCACACAAUGUGGAUGCUUCGACCAUGGUCCGGUCCUCACGAAAUCAAAAUCGACCUCCCUGAUGUCAUUGUCGACUCUCUCGGAUCCGGAGCAGAGGUCCUCGCCAGCUACCUCACGCGACUUGCCGAAGUCGUUGGCGACGACGCCGAAGCGAGCGAACCACCAGCACCCGUUCUUUGCCGUAUAUGCGAGCGCCAAAUACCCCCAUGGUGGUUCGAGAAGCAUACGGACCUGUGCCUCCAGGAGCAUCGCGCCGAGCUGGACGUUCAGUUGGCCCAGGAGAACCUCGCCGAGCAUCGUCACGCCAUCGUCAAGGUUCUCGAUGACCUCGAAGCACGCAAGAGCCGCUCCAUGUCCGGAGAGGCAACCAGCGGGCCCAUGGCAGAGUACAAGGGGAUAUCUAUUGGGCCGCCGCCGUCGACGCAAUCGUCACCGGGCACCUCCUUGGCUCGCUCUCGAGAUCGAACCAGUGGGUUCGGACACUCACGAGGCCGCUCAUUCGCGAUCCGACGGCCCCAGGCCAGGAUCGUCGAGUUGCUAAUGGAUCUCUGUGAUACAGCCAUCGAAAUCAGCAGCCCCGCGAUCAAGGAAAGCUCGCAGCAAGACAAUGGCGAGAUCAGGACUCAAUCACCGCAAUCCGAGUCGAGGAUCUCACAGGUGCUACAAUGGCAUUCGCCUAGCACAAAUACCCUCGAGCAGGAGCAAGGCCUCGCCCUGCUCUGCGCAGAUACCGAAAAGGUGGCUAGGGCCAAGGUCGACGCUGUCUUCCGCCACCGGAGGAUCAUUGAGUACGCGGAGCGCAUCCGUGUCGAAUUGGCAGUCAUGGUGCAAGACUGCGUCGACCGAGCGAUGCGGAAGGCAGCACGACUUGCUGCCGGCCGACUCAGUGAUUCCACCGAGGAGGAGGAAGACCAGGGCGACGAAGACUGCCAAUGUGAGGACACCGAGAGCACUCAAGGCGGGAUCAGGGACGACACGUUUGAGGAACAGCCAACGCAAGAGCCUCUGGCCCCUGUGCCGACGGAUGAGGAGCCUCGUGGCCGUGCCGGGGAUGAUCCCGCGAAGCCAUCUAUUAACAGCCCCUCAGCCCUCGCAACUGCCUUGCGCCAGAUAGAUCUUUCCGGAGGUUCCAGCAGGUCUAGAUCUCGACCAACCUCGUUCAUUGCCUCUACAAGGUCAAGCAGCCCCAAGGAGUGUCCCACCCCACGCUCCCAUGCUGAAGGUACAUUGGGGAGUAAUCUCCACUCUCGAGAUGUGCGGCGGAAUUCCUCUCUGUUCCAGGAGCCUGAAAUAGGGGACAAUGAGGGCAGCCUGAGGUCGUCCUCGGUUGCGUCGCGCCAUGCGCCGCGAACAGAAUCACCCAUUUCGGAAUUUGGAGACCUCAGGCGGGCUGCAAGCGCGAGGCAACACCACCGUCGGAGCCUCGUGAUCCCCGGAGCAACCUCGCCGCGCCGCCAAGAAUCGCCAUCGCGCCACACACAACCUUCGUCACCGCUGCGAAUCAAGCCUAGAGUCCUCCCGUUCACGCACGAGGGCAUGACGUCCCCCGAGGCGUCGCCCAUGUUUCCAAGCAGCGAGUUUAGCUCGCCGGUCUCGCAUCCAACGCGACACCACAGAAGGCAGAGCUCAGCGGCGAUAUCCGACUUCGUCAUGAGAGCACCGCCGUCUCCGAGACUGGGUGCGGCUCAGCUUCCUCCGCAGCAGCCACGACCUGCGCAGCCGUCCAUCAAAGACUUUGAGAUCAUCAAGCCGAUCAGCAAGGGCGCGUUCGGUAGCGUGUACCUUUCGAAGAAGAAAUCGACUGGCGAAUACUUUGCCAUUAAGGUCUUGAAGAAGGCUGACAUGGUGGCCAAGAACCAAGUCGGCAACGUCAAAGCAGAGCGCGCAAUCAUGAUGUGGCAGGGUCAGAGCGACUUUGUGGCCAAGCUCUACUGGACUUUUUCAAGCAAGGAUUAUCUCUAUCUCGUCAUGGAGUACCUCAAUGGCGGAGACUGUGCUUCGCUCAUCAAAGUACUCGGCGGCCUGCCUGAGGACUGGGUGAAGAAGUAUCUCGGCGAAGUUGUCUUGGGCGUCGAGCACCUUCACGAGCGGGAUAUCAUCCACCGUGAUCUUAAGCCCGACAACUUGCUCAUCGACCAAAAAGGCCACCUCAAAUUGACAGACUUCGGUCUCUCUCGCAUGGGGCUAGUAGGGCGCCAGAAACGUGCCCUUAACAGCGAUGCAGCGGAAACGACUCCAGACCUUCUCAAGCAGGGGCCCUUUGCUCGGUCAACCUCGAUGGCCUCGUCGAGGUCGACGUCUCUCGACCUUCACGGCCAUCUUCAGUCCCCGAGCAUGACUCCACAGAUGACACCCGACGUGGGCGCUGCUGGCCAGCCAUCUUACUUCAGCCUGUCUUCGCUGCAGCAAGAGCCGCGUCGAGUAUCAAGCAGCCAUCGCAGCGACAGUGGUGGAAGCGAGGUCAUGACACACAUGCUCUCGUCGUUCUCCCUGAACGACUCUGACCUUGGCACCCAGCCAUCUAGCGCCAGGACGGGCGUGGACGAGGAUGCGAUGACGCAUGGCUCUCCGGACCUGGCGGCCAGCCACCACAGUACCAGGAUGAGCAUCGACAGCCACGCUCGCAAUUCGCUGCCCGCAUCCAACAUGAUGCCCCCUGCGAUGGCGCUGUUUGAUCCUCAAGACACGACUCGUCGCUUCGUGGGCACUCCUGACUACCUUGCCCCGGAAACCAUCAAGGGCGACAAGCAAGAUGAGACGAGCGAUUGGUGGUCGGUGGGAUGCAUCAUGUUUGAGUUUCUUUACGGCAUUCCCCCGUUUCACGCCUCCGAGGCGGAGCAGGUGUUUGAAAACAUACUGGCACGGAAGAUUCAGUGGCCGGACCCAGACGCAUGCGAGCCGAUAUCUGACGAAGCCAAGGAUCUCAUCAACAAGCUUCUCUGCAUGGACCCGACGCAGCGACUCGGCGCCAACAGAGAAGAAAAGUAUGCCUCGGGUGGGGAGGAAAUUCGCGACCACUCUUGGUUCCAAGGCAUCAGCUGGGACACGCUGGUUGAAGACGAUGCGCAGUUCGUACCGCAGCCGGAGAACCCAGAGGACACCGAGUACUUUGACGCACGAGGCGCCGUGCUGCAAUCUUUCGCUGAGGAAAUGGAAGAUCAGCUGUCUCCGCAGUCUUCUGGUACCCCUGCGUCUGAGUAUCCGGAUAGGCCUCAUGAUGCCCUCUCACGAGUGCGGUCCCAAGUCAAUUCGGCUGGACGCAAGUUGAUGCCGCUCCAUAUUCCGCCUCAUGUGCGAGAUUUGAAGCCGAGACGGCUCAGUGAGCCCGUGGCCACAGACGACUUUGGCUCGUUCAACUUCAAGAACCUGCCCGUCUUGGAAAAGGCCAACAAGGACGUCAUCCAAAAGCUGAGGGCAGACGCGCUGGCCUCACAGAACAAACCUCCGUCCGUUAGCCCCGGGGCGGGCACCAACAUCACGUCGCCGUCCCCGUCCCUCGAUGCUAGCCCAGUACUCUCUAGCCAUCUGCACAGAACAAUCUCCAAUGCCAAGGCAGGCAACCGGCCACAGUCUCCGUCCGGCUUCAGCCACUCUAACUCGUCGCCGAGCAGAGCGUCACAGCCAUCUUCGCCCUUGUUGGUUUCGUUUGUCGCUGGGCAGGGAGCCGAAGGACGCAGGAAGGCCUCUAGUAACUCCUCCAGCUUGUCCCACCAGUCCAGUUCCUUACAGCCCCCGGCCUCUUUCGAUAUCCCCAAGGUCCCCCCAAGCCUGCAGAAGGCGGCGACGACUGUCGCUGCCUCGCCGGUCAAGGGGCGCGGCCAGACGCCCGCACCCCUGGCCCUGUCGCCUCAGAAGAUGGUCGCUACGCCACGACACGGGAGUGGCUCGUCGGCAAGCCGCUCGAGGUCGUUGACUGUCGGCUCGCAAGAAGCCAGCCCUAUAGCGUCCGACGUUUUGCAGCACCACCGCAACCGCAGGAGCCAAGUUUUCGACAUGUCACCGUCGUCUUCUGACAAUGAGGGAGACAAGCACAACGCUCUGCUGCGUGUCCAGCGUCGCAGGCAGAGCUCGAGACGACUGUCACAGAUCGCAUUGGACGACGGGCCAACAUUCCGAGCCCUGGACGUCCUCAUUUGCGAAGAUCAUCCUGUGUCCAGGAUGGUCAUGGAGAAGCUGCUGGAGAAGCUCCGAUGCCGCACGAUCUCGGUUGCGAAUGGCUCCGAGGCAGUGCGGUAUUCUCUGAGCGAGAUUCAGUUCGACGUCAUCUUCUUGGAGUAUAAGCUGCCUCAGAUCAAUGGCACCGACGUGGCGCGCAUGAUUCGCGAGACCAAGAACACAAACUCGCACACACCGAUCGUGGCCAUCACAGCAUAUCUGAAGGAGCUUCAGGCACCUCACUACUUCGACUCCCUGAUCGAGAAGCCCAUCAGCUCGUCCAAGCUGACAGAGGUGCUCCGUGCCCUCUGCCAAUGGAGACCGGUCUCGCCGCAGCGGGCUACGUCGGGCCCCAUGCCGAACCCCAUUCCAAUUGGGCUGAAGAAGCUUCACGGGCGGGCCGACGAGAGCCCGACGUCGAGCAUCUCGGCGUUUGCCGGCCGCCAAGGCUCUGCGAUGACUUCCAGCCGGGAGGACUCGAUCACCUCUAGCCUCUUUGGAGACUCGGAAUCCGUCACCACAGACGACAUCCCUGUGGUGAUCAGCCGCAAGGGGACAAAUGAGUGGGACGAGGGCGGUCUAGGCAUCAACGAAGCGGACAUUCUGGCUGGUAUGGAGCCUCUGUCGAAGGGUGUCCCUUCGCUUCUGGCACAACACUCUGCACCAGGUCAAAUGGAGCAUCUCCUGCGCGCGCACGACAAGAUGAGACCCAAGCGGGAGAGCCUCGAGAGGGCAGCAACCGAGGGAACGGAGUCGGCGGACGACGAGGACGAGGAUGCUGGGGCAGCGCGGGAUAAGCACGGACGCCGGAGUAGCAAGCCGAGUCAGGGCAAGGCCGCGCUACCGAGCUCCAAGCUCGCCAUCGAGAUGAUGCGCGCGGACAGCCACGACAGCGUGACCUUUGGGUCUGAAAGCACCCCGGAGGCGGUGACGCAGGUGGCGACGACGCCGGCGCAGGAAAUGGACGCGCCGCUACUGGAGCCACGAGACGACCAAGUGGCUCGCACCCCCCCGGACGCGAAGCUGGAGCCUGGCGAAGGGUCGAAGCCAGGAGACGCAGAGUCGCCGCCAGGUAGCGUGGAAGCAACGCCGCGGCCCACUCCUCUGAACAGGCCUCCGAGCUCGACUGAGGACGAACCGACGCCGAGACCGGUUGGCAAACAAAGCGGAUAGUAGCGGAAAAGCUAUGGCCUUUGCCGGAGGAGAACCACGGACACUCAUUCACUCAUUUUCCCCCACAUUUCACUUUAGCCACGUCAGUUGCUGAUUUCGGGCACUCUAUUCUGUUUGAUUUGUUUUUCUUUUACCCUGUAUGAAAGGAACGACUGCAGCGAGGCGUUACAAUGGAACACAGACUAGCACAGUCCUUUGAAACGGAGCUUGGGGGCAACGAAGAGAUCUGAAUUGGGCCAAAAAAAAAGGAUGCGAGCCCGGGUCAUGGGCAGUUGCUGUUGUUGUUGCUGCCGUUUGAGAGGCGUCUGGGCAAGAGAAGGGGCGAGGGCUCAAGACGAGGCAGGGACCAAGGCAUCGUCCAACGCGGGGUGUAUGUACUUGUGUGUGUGUACGAAAUGCAUACCUAUUUUACCCACUUGAAGCGUC